Messenger RNA from Trachemys scripta elegans, 2321 nucleotides. RefSeq names its product metastasis associated 1 (gene MTA1). NCBI's taxonomy places the organism in Eukaryota, Metazoa, Chordata, Testudines, Emydidae. Gene Ontology annotation, cellular component: NuRD complex; nucleoplasm. The coding region runs from base 555 to 2321 and encodes 588 amino acids. The record is from RefSeq and is a predicted model, not a curated record. Gene Ontology annotation, molecular function: transcription corepressor activity; histone deacetylase binding; chromatin binding. Gene Ontology annotation, biological process: response to ionizing radiation; double-strand break repair; negative regulation of transcription by RNA polymerase II. The transcript is spliced from 20 exons.
GGAAUGGACUAGAUGACCACCUGAGGUCUCUUCCAACCCUAAUAUUUUAUGAUCUACAGAUACAGUUUUCUGAAAAUGGCAGCAGUUGGGCAGGUGGUGAUAAGGGAAUACUGCACCUCUUUGUGCAAUUUUUGUUGAGGAAACAUAGAGUAGUUUUAGUAAUCCUAUAGCAUUAAAGUUAGUGGUAGAUGAUUUAUUCAUGUGACCAGUUUCAUUUAGUUUUCAAACUUUUCUUUUAAUGUCAACCCUCCCUUCUCUUCCCCCUCUCCCCCUUUCCUUCCAGUGUUCUGGAAGAUUCAUAUAAUUGAUGGAUAAUGUGGACAAGGAGCUUUGUUUCCUAAUCUCUCUAAAUUCCUGAGAGAGGCUGUGGGAACUUAACCACAUUAUAUUACGUCUACUUUGAAAAUUCUUCAAGUAACCCUUACUUGAUACGAAGAAUAGAAGAACUCAAUAAGACGGCCAAUGGAAAUGUGGAAGCAAAGGUGGUGUGUUUCUAUAGACGAAGGGACAUAUCGAGUACGCUUAUUGUAUUGGCUGACAAACAUGCAAGGGAAAUGGAAGAAGAGAUGGAAAACCCAGAAAUGGUUGAUUUACCAGAGAAACAGAAGCAUCAGCUAAGGCAUCGAGAACUGUUUCUCUCACGACAGCUGGAAUCUUUACCUGCCACGCACAUAAGAGGCAAAUGCAGCGUUACUCUGUUAAAUGAGACAGAAUCCCUUAAAUCAUAUCUGGAACGGGAGGAUUUCUUCUUUUAUUCACUAGUGUAUGAUCCACAGCAAAAGACUCUCCUGGCUGAUAAAGGAGAGAUUCGUGUUGGAAACAGAUACCAGGCAGAUAUAACAGACUUAUUAAAAGAGGGUGAAGAAGAUGGAAGAGAUCAAUCAAAACUUGAAACAAAAGUUUGGGAAGCAUUUAAUCCGCUAAUAGACAAACAGAUAGACCAGUUCUUGGUGGUAGCACGCUCUGUUGGUACAUUUGCCCGGGCCCUAGACUGCAGUAGUUCUGUCAGACAGCCAAGUUUGCACAUGAGUGCUGCUGCAGCUUCCAGAGACAUCACACUGUUCCACGCUAUGGACACUUUACACAGAAAUGUCUAUGACAUUUCCAAGGCGAUCUCUGCCCUUGUGCCACAGGGUGGGCCAGUCCUGUGUAGGGAUGAAAUGGAAGAAUGGUCUGCUUCUGAGGCAAAUCUCUUUGAGGAAGCACUGGAAAAAUAUGGAAAAGACUUCACUGACAUUCAACAAGAUUUUCUUCCAUGGAAGUCCUUAACCAGCAUAAUAGAAUAUUACUACAUGUGGAAAACUACAGAUAGAUAUGUUCAGCAGAAACGAUUGAAAGCAGCGGAAGCAGAAAGCAAGCUAAAACAAGUGUAUAUACCCAACUAUAACAAGCCAAACCCCAACCAGAUCAAUGUAAAUAAUGUCAAACCAGGAGUGGUAAAUGGUACAGGAGGACAGGCACAGAACACGGGAGCAGGACGGGCCUGUGAAAGCUGCUAUACCACACAGUCUUACCAGUGGUAUUCUUGGGGUCCCCCUAACAUGCAGUGUCGCCUCUGUGCAUCCUGUUGGACAUACUGGAAGAAAUAUGGUGGCUUGAAAAUGCCAACGCGAUUAGAUGGAGAGAGACCAGGACCAAACCGCAAUAAUAUGAGUCUUCAUGGUGUGCCAGUGCGAAACAGUGGGAGCCCCAAAUUUGCCAUGAAAACACGACAGGCUUUCUAUCUGCAUACAACAAAACUGACAAGGAUUGCCAGACGCUUGUGUCGAGAGAUCUUGCGUCCUUGGCAUGCAGCAAGACAUCCCCACCUGCCCAUCAACAGUGCAGCAAUCAAAGCAGAAUGCACAGCACGCUUACCAGAAGCAUCAGAAAAUCCAUUGUUGUUAAAGCAAGUUGUUCGAAAGCCUUUAGAAGCAGUACUCCGGUAUUUAGAAUCUCAUCCAUGUCCUCCGAAACCAGACCCUGUAAAGAGCUUGUCCAGUUCUCUUAACAAUCUGACUCCUGCCAAGUUUACACCUGUCAUAAACAAUGGAUCCCCAACUAUCUUGGGAAAAAGAAGCUAUGAGCAACACAAUGGGAUGGAUGGCAACGUGAAGAAGCGCCUAUUGAUGCCUAGCAGGGGAACUUAUUUAGGUCUGCCUAACCACGGACAAACCAGACAAAUGGGACCAAGCCGAAACUUGUUGCUCAAUGGGAAAUCAUACCCAACAAAAGUCCGAUUAAUUCGUGGUGGAUCCAUGCCUCCAGUGAAAAGGAGGAGGAUGAAUUGGAUUGAUGCUCCGGAUGAUGUGUUUUAUAUGGCCACUGAGGAAACCAGGUAG